Messenger RNA from Caenorhabditis auriculariae, 3130 nucleotides. The record is from the annotation of a GenBank genome assembly. Lineage: Eukaryota; Metazoa; Nematoda; Chromadorea; Rhabditida; Rhabditidae.
AUGAGCGAGGAAGCGACACCACUAGUUGAUUCUAGCCACGUCGAACUGAUAAUACGUUCGGCAAGCCAAUCGACAGAUGAUUUCACUUUUUCAUGUCCUCCUAAUUGGUCAAUCAGACAAUUAAAGGAGCACGUCCAGCUUGUGGCAACAUCUCACCCGGUAGCUUUCUGUUACUAGAACUAGAGUUGAUAAAAUGGAAGUUCAGCCAAUAUCCACUCAAAGGCUCAUUUAUGCAGGAGCCGCUCUCAAUGAUUCCAUGAUCAUCUCGGAUAUCAUGAAACAAAGGUUUUUCUAUAUAUUCUAUUUUUUUCAAAUCCGCACUUUUAGUUUUCAAAAGGCACGAUAUUCAUAACUCGAAAUUACGCUGAAAACCACUGUUCGCCUUCUCACUAUGAAGAAUUUUUGCACCUUUUAGAAGGCAUCGAAAAGUAUUCUCCACUGACUAACCUCUCAUUAUAAUUGGACCUUUUUUCUCUUGGAAAGUCAUUUUAACGUCCAGUUUUUUAGAAGAGUUGUGGACGGACCUCAAGUAUUUCACCUCGUAUGUCCUCCCAUUGAAAACUCACAGAACAUACGACAAAGGAACGUUAAUAAUCUUUCGUGAGUUUUUUUAAAGUUCAGUUAGAAUACAAAUGUAAAUACUUGUAGAAACCCGGUGAUUUCUUCUCAGCCCACGAACGGAGCACCACCAGUCAACUAUCAGACUUGGGAAAACUGGCUGUCUUCUCAAAACCAGAGCCAAGGCCAGACCGCCAAUCUACAGUAUCAGCAGUACUACGCCUCUUACUACCAACAGUCAGUUUUCGGUUUUAAAAUAAAAGCGAAAAUGUAUCAUUGAAGAUGGGCGAACUACCAUCAGCAGUACUAUGCUGCGAUGACCGGCAUGGUACCAGCCCCUCCUCAACAAAUUACGUUCAACGCCAAUUUGAGUGAGUUCCUCGAAAAAGUUCAACCUGUUCUGCAAAAAAAGGAAAACACUUUUCAUGUUUUUUCGUUUCAGAUGAAGCCGCUCACGCUGCUCCUCUCCAAGGAAAUCCGCAAGUUCAGGCGAUUGGAAACGCCCAAAAUGUUUGUAUUUAUUCGAAAAACUUCUAACUUUCUUUUUUUCAGUUUAUGCCGGGAAAUAACAUCGCUGUAGCUGAACGAGUCGACGCUUUGGAGAUUUUCUACCGUCUCUUCAAAUUUGUUCUUCUUUUUUCGGUGAGUUAUUAGAAGUAAACUUUUUUUUUUGUGGGAAAUGAUUUUUGAUUGAAAAAAAUGCUUUAAAGUUUGUUAGAGAAUAUUCUAUCGUCAAACCAUUCAAAUAUUCAUAUAUUAAAGAAAAAAUUCAGACGAAAGAGUAUAUCCCUUUUUCCUGUUUUGAUCUGAUUUCGAGCUUUCUGAUCACAUUUUCAAUGUCCCAUUGAACCAACUUCAGUAAUGAAUUGAGUUCUGUAACUUGAAUUGGAAAUUUACUUGAAGGUUGAUAAUUUAAUUGAUAUCGCUCAAAUUUGUGCUAAAAAAAUAAUGCAAAUGGAAAAUGAUUGAGUUUUUCUUUGAAUAAAAAAACAAAAUGGGAAAUUGAGAAAGCGAACGGAUGAAUUCGUUUAUGCGAACUUCCAACCUAUUUCACUUCUUUCCUGGUUUCUUUCAAUCCUUCUUUCAAAUGUUUUUUCUUUCGAAUUUGAUUGAUUCAUAUUCAUAAUGCUUUUUGAAAAAUUAUCGAUGUUAUAAUAAUCGACUUUUGUGGAAAUCUAUCAUCUUUUUUUUUUAAAAGAACUUUGAAAAAUAUAUAUAUAUAUACUUUUUGCUCGAAAAAUCCAUCCAAAAAAAGUUUUACACCGUUUUCUGCAUAUUUUUGACUUGCCCGGUACCCUUUGGUGCUUAGCAGAUGAUUAUUUUCUUCUUUUUUUUGUAUCUUUGAAUACCGGUCACAGUAAUCUGGACCAAAGUUUUCAAUGUUCACCUUAAACAUUUCCCUCGACACUGAAUAUAUCCCAUUGAUAUCUUUAGGCCGUGCUGUUGUACGCCUCCUUCGAGCGAUUCGCCAUCGUUCUUGGCCUCACGCUUUUCCUCUGCUUCAUUCAACUCCGUCGUCAUCACGCCCGCAACAACAACCAGCGACAGACGCCCGCCGCUCCCGCCGCUGGCGCCAACGAUCCGGCCGUCCAAGUUAAUAACAACAAUGCCGGAGAGAGCGAAAAUGCUUAUGUCAGUCGCCAAUACUGGUUUUCGAACUUCUUUUUGAUUCAUGUACUGUUCAAUAACUUUUGAUGGUACAUAUAUGUAUCAAAAAAACUUAAUAUUACAAUAUUUAGUCUCUUUUUUUGUUAACAAAAAAAGUGCCAGAGAAAAACGAAACUGUGAAAUAUAUAUACUGAGUUUCGCGCGUUUAAUUAAUUUUUUUCUCUACUUUUUUUAUUUUUUUACUGGUAGCAUAAUAAUUCCCAUGGUCACUAUGGCUGGUUUCAAAAAUUUGGAAAAAAAUAAUACGGUUUCUGAGACUUUCGAGCUUCUUUUUGGGCUAUGUUCAAUUAAAAACAUUGAGCUUUCAAGAAACACGUAAUUUUUUCGACAAAUAUGGUUCAUCUUUUACUUUUUUUGAUUGAGCUCGAAAACUUAUUUUAACCUCGAAGUUUUGGAUUAUGGUUUUCUGAAGAGAAAAAUUCAUCAUUUAAAAUUUUUUCAUUUUGACUAGAGAUUUAUAGUGACAAGAAGCUUAUGCAUUUUUAUUUACUUGAACAUAUUUUCGGACUUCAGAAUUUGAUAUUAAUUUAGUUUUCAUGUUUUUAAUAAGAUUUGGUUUCGAUAAUUCACAACAUUUCAUCAACCUCCAUUGUCAAAAGCAGAAUUUUCUAGGUCUUGAGGCAACUUCCAAAAAAAAAAGUGUACCGUAUCAAUUGACAUUUUUGAUGCCGUGUUCAAAGUGAUUCCGUGAAAUUUAAAAUAGCCGUCAGAGGAAGAAAACCAAAACUAAACUUAUCAGAGAUAAUUUUGCAUUUCAUAGAAAUUACGUUCAUUUUUCCAGGACGCUCCUGCUCCGCCCGCACCUUCUGGAGUCUACGUGUUCGUCGCGACCUGCUACUCGUUCAUCACCUCGUUCUUCGCCUCACUCGUUCCUGACCACCCCGUGCCUGUAGAUAUCAACUAG